UUUUAAUUGUCUUGUCACAUCCCUGUGAUUACUAUUUCAAAGUUUUUUUUAUCUAUUUCAAAUUGGAUUUUUGGCUUGUAUACAGGCCUAAUUUUCGAAAAACAUGGUUAUUAUUUUAUUAAUUAAGUAAAAUUUACUUGAUCAAUAAUAGGUAAAUAGACAAUUUCUUCAAUACCUAAUAAUUUAAUUCAGAUUGAUAAGACAAGUAUUAUAAACGUAAACAAGGAAGAGUCUUCGGGGAUGUUGAGCGUGUGGCUGGGAAAUGGGCACCUCCUGAUAUAUUAUAUUUGCGUAAAAAACUAUCGUUAUUAAUGUAAUCAUAAAAAAAAUACCGAGUGAGUCGUUCUACUAAACAGUAGAUUUCGAGUUUACCUUAUCAUUGAGUAGGCCACUAAUGAUUUAUGUUUAUCUAAAUUUGAAUUGAACAAUAAAUCAUUGCAUGCAAAAAACGAUUAUGGGUAGUGAUAUUCAGAAGAUAUUUUAAAAUUACCUUAAAUUUAUGAAGGUCUUACAAUGUAUACAAAUUACUGCUAAUAAUUUAAUUUUCUAUUGACAGUCAGAUAAUGUGGAAUGUUGAGCUAAUGUUUUCCGAAAACAUCAUAUAAUAUCAGACAUUAACUGUAAUAAUCAAUACGGCUUAUAUAUUCAGUUUCUUUGAAAAUAUCGGUAGUAUAGUAACGCCUUGUGCUAUUAUAACAAUAAUAAUAUAGUUUGUAACCAAGUCUGUAUAAUAAAUCAAGUUAAUCGAUAAUCCAUCUAAUUUUUCUAAUUUUUCGAACGUAACGCGGAUAUGUGUUCAAAAUGUUCAACUAUGAUUCAAGUAAUUUCGAUAUCAAUAUUGCUGUUACAGUCAGCCGUGAACUCUCCAAUUCCUUUAUAUAAUGAAGAUAUUCAGGAGCCAACACGAAACUGUCAUUCUACUGUCCAGCCGUGUGGUGAAGGUUUGUUCCGGGAUCCGCUCGAGAUCUUGGGUGAUAAAUUCACAGAAGCCAGAAUCUUACAUUUAUGCAAGGCGGAUGUGUAUAUGUUUGCCGAUGUGAUUUCGGAUGUGUUCUUUUCGCCGUGUGGCAUCAAACUGUGCAAAAGUGUGUGUGAUGGUUAUCAGGAAUCUAUGAAUAUCGACGUAACAGUGAAUGUGUCUCUCAUCAACUCGAAUUGCGAUUACACCGGGGCAACGACUAUUGUUGAACGUCUGGCCAAUUGCACACAUUUGGCCAAGUGUCCAGACCUGAGCACCGCGUGCGUGUGCUACUAUAACGUCCGAUGCGACCGCCGGACGAAGGCAAUAACCUAUACUUUUACACCUAACCGACAAGGCUAUCUUAGGGUAAUGGUAACCGAUUCUGGAACUCCAGUGUAUAUUACUUGAUCCCCCCCC
Myzus persicae (green peach aphid) is the source of this 1378-nucleotide messenger RNA. RefSeq lists its product as uncharacterized. The record is from RefSeq and is a predicted model, not a curated record. NCBI's taxonomy places the organism in Eukaryota, Metazoa, Arthropoda, Insecta, Hemiptera, Aphididae. The coding region runs from base 791 to 1369 and encodes 192 amino acids. The transcript has 3 exons.